Messenger RNA from Homarus americanus (American lobster), 4219 nucleotides. RefSeq names its product paired mesoderm homeobox protein 2B-like. Gene Ontology annotation, molecular function: RNA polymerase II transcription regulatory region sequence-specific DNA binding; DNA-binding transcription factor activity, RNA polymerase II-specific. NCBI's taxonomy places the organism in Eukaryota, Metazoa, Arthropoda, Malacostraca, Decapoda, Nephropidae. Bases 228 to 1442 code for a protein of 404 amino acids. The record is from RefSeq and is a predicted model, not a curated record. Gene Ontology annotation, biological process: regulation of transcription by RNA polymerase II. The transcript is spliced from 7 exons.
GGCACUAAGAGACCGGCACUAAUAUCAUCAGUAAUAAUUUGAUAUCAUCUGUAAUAAUUUGAUAGGCUCGCUGAUCCAAUUAGGCCAGUGACUUGAGGAGUUGCAUUAAUAACACAAUUAGGACGGUCGACUACAAUCUCACCUGAGGAUUGUCCGCGUGGUUGGUUGUUGUGGGUGGUUGUGGAGGCAGCGUAGUUCUGCUGAAGGUGCAGUACGUCCCCGGCAGGAUGGACUACGCCUACCUCAACCAGGCGGCGGCGGCGGGGUUCGAGGCGUCCUCCUGCAGCCUCGGCGGGACGCUCGGCGGCUCCAUGGACGCCACCCACGCCCCUUACACCUACGGCGACCUGACCUCCUGCUCCCAGAUGCCCUCCGCCUACCGCUACACGGGCGCGGGUGUGAGGGGUUACAACACGGGCGUGGGCGUGGGUGUGGGCGUUGGGUCACAGCAGUGCGGCGUGAUGGGGCGACCUCAGGACCACCGCGCCAUGUUCCCGGCCUCUGUCACACCCGUCAACCUUCAGACUUCCUCGCCGAGCAGUUCCUGGCUACAAGCUGGCCUGGGGUACAAGAUGUAUGGGGCACACGAGGGAGUGUUGUCCGAGAAGAGGAAACAGAGAAGGAUCAGGACCACCUUCACCUCCGCCCAGCUGAAGGAGUUAGAGCGAGCCUUCCAGGAGACCCACUACCCAGACAUCUACACCCGGGAGGAGAUCGCUAUGAAGAUUGAUCUGACGGAGGCCAGGGUGCAGGUGUGGUUCCAGAACAGGCGCGCCAAGUUCCGCAAACAGGAGCGUCUGGCACAGCAGAAGGCGCAGCAGCAGCAACAGCAGCAACAGCAGACCUCGACCAACAACAACAACAACAAUGAGAACAGCAACGGCUCCACCAACACGGCUAACUCUGCCUCCAGCCCCAACACUGCAGGCCCCAAGGUCGAGACGAAGGGCGCCUCCAACACUAGCGGUGGAGGCAGCAGCAGUUCCACCACCAGCAAGGUCCUCCACCAGCCAGUCUCCAACAUGACGGCCUCUACCACAGCCACCUCCAACACCGCCGUCUCCAACACCGCCCCCUCCACCACCACUCUCCACCAGCUCGACCACAAGCCAGUCGUGGGUAAGCUGGAGUCAUCACCCAAGUGGUCGUCGGCAGCCCCGGCGGCGUCAGCUCCUGUUGGCGGCAGCGGCGCUGGGGGCUGCAGCUCCCCCCUCACCGCCCUGGAGCGGCCUUCAUCUUGCCCUUCACCCGUCCCUCUCACCACCCUUACCGCCCAUUCCGCCCACUCUGUCCACCACGGUGGGAACGUGGGCAUCCACAGCAGCAUGGGCGGCAUGCAGCAGGGCCACCCACCGCCGCCCUUCUCCCUCCUCAACCACACCGUCAACAACUACAUGCUGCCCGACCCCACCAAGAGCAACCUCAUCUCGCAGCUCUUCUAACUACCUCCGCCUCACAUACUCAACCAGGUUUACCAUCACACUUAAUCAAACAUUACCCACACCGACCAGCCACCCGCCCCGCCUGGCUGAGGCCCACCACCACCGAGCUCUUUGUUUACAAUACUUAGUAAACAAGAUAAGAUACUCGUAAACAUUACAGACAAACAUGAAGAAAAAACCAUAAUAAAUGGCAAAUGACCUACAGUAAAAGGUGUGAUGGUGUAAACUUCACAACGGGGCCCCCGGUCGAGGCAUCAGCCAUUUUCCAUGUAUAGAAAGUUUAGUGGUAAUAAAUGAAUAGAUAAAUCCCUGAGCUACUGACACCGUCACUAGACCGGAGUAUUAUAUUCAUUGUCAUAUGUUUAGUAUUUUUUGAUAAUGUUUACGGUGAACCAACUUGUGUGGGGAAGGUUACCGGAGGUGCAGCGCGGCCCUCACCACCCGGGGCGGAGCACCUGCCUGACGAAGGGGCCGGCGCUCACCUGUGUGUACUGUACAUAAACUUCUGCGUGUUACUCUGUUCUAGAUAAAUGACUGAAGUGUAAUGUGUGGUGUAUGUGGAUGUUUUUCAACUACUUUAUCCGGGGUCCUACUGAUGCAGGAAACAGGUCAAGGGUCAUCAUUACUAUUACUACUAGCGUUACUAUUACUAUUUAUUACUGCUUUAUUAUUAUUAACAACAACAUCAGAAUUACCAUCAUAAACAGUACAAUUAUUCUUACUUGUGUCGUGAAUUAUCUAUAGUUUGAGUUGAUGAUACACAAACAGAUAUAUACUUUGUGAUGAAGAGUUCAAUAGUAAAUAAGACAGUGUUGUGUUGUGUUGCGUCUGGCCACGGCAUCUUCCUGUACCAGCAGCCCCCACUCUCCUUCAGGUGAUACAGACUGAGAGUUUGCAAGACAGAAUGUUUAUACUUUUACCAGAAUCUUUCGCACAUUCUGACAUCACUCAUAUACAUUUACAUUUUUAAAUGUUAAAAAAUAAUACUAAUAAAGAAGUAAGCGGGGAGUUGUGGGCAGCACGGCUCUGUGUCCGGAGGCUGGGUCACCCACACAACACUCAGUGCAGUAAUUAACAAGAUAAUUUACCAUCACUAACACCUGAGUAACUAAUUAACGAGAGCCGCCAGCAGGUGUAGCCGAGCCUCAGUACUCCACUACACCUGUUAUGGCUCUGGUUAGUCUAAUUCUAAUUAAAGAAAAACCCCAAAAACUGAUGUACCAAAACUGACUUAAAGAGCUUGUGUCACGUCUCCUCCACCUCCUCUCUUUAUGAACAAUUCCCGUCGUGUUCAUUUGGUAGCUGUUUAACAUUACACUCAUUAGGUUCCUGUUGAUGGCCUCUCCACCCCUGGGUCAAGUCACAUGGUGUAGUUGUCUCUUUAAGUCUAGAGUGAUAACCAGUUUAUUUCUCCCGCAAGUGUUGGUCAUAUUGUUUGGUGGUGAGGACGACCGUGUGUGGACCCCCUGAGCUUCAUGUAUAUAAGGGCAGCGGAGAGUUUCACUUAUUAUCAGUAUAUAUCCAGCGACCACAAGACCGGGGAUCACCUUCACUCACUCCUGCUUCAUUAUUAAAGCUUAGGUAGAACAAAUAUCUCCCCCUCCCCCCUAUACCCCAGCAGGGAUUCGAACCUUGGUACUUGGGAAGGCCAGUCUGAGGCGAUACCUAGCAGGGGUAUACGAUGUAUCACUCACACACAGACAGUAGUGUAUUUAAUUAUCCCCUCUUGUGUAUAUACAGUAUGUGUUGAAGGAAUUUAUCAUCUUACGUACAGAGAUUAAUAAAUAUUACUACUAAUAAUAUUAAUAAUAAAAAAAAAAUAAUAAUAAUAAUUCCUUGUAUCAAAAUUGAUCAUUCCACUUGUCGUUACAGUGUAUAUAAUAUAUGAAUAAAUAUAGAGGAAACUGGCCUUAUAGCAUCCCCGUCUUCUGGCUCCAAUUUACGGAUCAUCUGACACUUGUAGCAUUAUUGUGAGUUGACUUUUAAAGACUUGACUGUGAGAUAAUGACUUAAAAAAAAACAAAAAACAUUAAGUAUUUGAAGUUUCAUAUCACCUUAACCAUGGACAUAGACCUUAAUAUUAAUGUUUGUUUCUGUAUAAAGACCAAAACUUUUAUUAAACAAUUUACAGUUGGUGAUUCAUAUGUUGCCAGGGAGAGGAUGAUGGUGACAGAUAGUUCAGGUGUGUACCAUAAUAGAGAUGGAACAAUUUAUGUGUACCAGAAAAGAGAUGGAACAAUUAACAUGUGUACUAGUAGAGAUGGAACAAUUUAAAUUAUGUGUACCAGAACAGAAAUGGAACAGCUCACAUGUGUAUCAGCAUAUAUAUGGAACAAUUCACGUGUGUGCCAAUAUGAAUGGUACAAGAGAAAAAGUGUUUGAUAUUCUUGAAACAGAUAACAACACCAAGGCGAUGAGUGAACAGUGUCUGAACAGCUGUCGAAAUCUGUAACAAUAGUGAACAUUUAUCAUUACUUGUCUGCUACUUGUAUAGUUUAUGAACACCAAGCCCCCUGUACACCACCUGAGACUCUGAACUACUGGAACGAGACUCUGGAUUGCUGGAACGAGACUCUGGACUGCUGGAACGAGACUCUUGACGAGACUCUCAACUGUUGGAACAAGACUCUGAACCAACGAGACUCUUGAUGUGUAGGGACGAUUCUCUGAACAGCUAUUAAACGAGUCUCUACACAGCUAGCAAAUGAGUCUCUUACCCCUCCCCCCCCCCCUCCUCACAGAACCGACCAACAAGUAUCAAAGGAGUAUGUACUGUU